UGGGACCGGGUGGGUGGAGGCCGCUGCUGCCCGUGGGGCGUGGCCUCUUUGCCACGCCCCCGACACGCCCCCAGGCCCCUCUCCGGGCGGGGGUCCCCUCCCUCUCCGGCCCUGGACCCAGCGUGGCGCGCUCCCCCCUGGGUGCCAUGGCCUCGCGGCUCCUGCACCGACUGCGACACGCCCUGGCCAGCGAUGGCCCCGGAGAGGCGGCGGCGGGCCCAGAAGCCGAGCAGUUCCCUGAGAGCUCGGAGCUGGAGGACGACGACGCCGAGGGCCUGUCCUCCCGCCUCAGUGGCACCCUCAGUUUCACCAGUGCAGAGGAUGACCCUGACGAAGAAGACGAGGACGACGAGGCGGAUCUCGACUCGCCGCCCUCUGGAGACGGGACAUCGGGGGAAGACGCAGAACGAAGUCCCCCACCUGAUGGACAACGGGGCAGUCAACUCCUGGCUCGCCAGCUGCAGGAUUUCUGGAAAAAGUCUCGGAACACCCUAGUUCCACAGCGACUGCUCUUUGAGGUGACCAGCGCCAAUGUUGUCAAGGACCCUCCCUCCAAGUACGUGCUCUACACCCUCGCCGUGAUGGGCCCAGGGCCACCAGAUCGCCAGCCAGCCCAGAUCUCUCGCCGAUACUCAGACUUUGAACGGCUGCAUAGAAACCUGCAACGGCAAUUCCGGGGCCCCAUGUCUGCCAUCUCCUUUCCCCGUAAGCGCCUGCGCCGGAACUUUACUGCAGAAACCAUUGCCCGUCGCAGCAGGGCCUUUGAACAGUUUUUGGGCCACUUGCAGGCAGUGCCCGAGCUACGCCAAGCUCCAGAACUUCAGGACUUCUUUGUGCUGCCCGAGUUGCGGCGGGCGCAGAGCCUCACCUGCACUGGCCUUUAUCGUGAGGCUCUGGCACUGUGGGCCAACGCCUGGCAGCUGCAGACCCAGUUGGGCACCCCUUCUGGCCCAGACCGCCCCCUGUUGACUCUGGCUGGGUUGGCUGUGUGCCAUCAGGAGCUGGAGGAUCCUGGGGAAGCACGAGCCUGUAGUGAGAAGGCUCUGCAGCUGCUGGGGGACAAGAGACCCCAUCCUUUCCUGGCACCCUUUCUCGAGGCCCAUGUCCGGCUCUCCUGGCGCCUGGGCCUAGACAAACGGCAGUCAGAGGCCCAGCUUCAGGCCCUACAGGAGGCAGGUCUUACCCCUACCCCACCCCCCAGCCUCAAGGAGCUGCUCAUCAAAGAGGUGCUGGACUAACUUGCUCCCGUCUUAAGGCCAUGUCUAGGAGAAGGGCUGCCCCGGGUUAGGGGGCAGGGGAGCUCCUAAAGUAGUUCCAGAAAGAGUCUGCAACAGACUGAGAGGAACUUUGUUUUGCCAGACAGAAUUCGGAACAGGCUUUGGCUGGGGUUACCCUAGGAUGAUACCAGGAGGAAGUCUUGGCACGGGCUCUUCAGCCUACCCCAUCUGGAGGCUGUGGCCAAGGUCAGGAUCAAUGUUUUCUUUUCCAUGGGCCUCUAACCCAGUGAGACAGCUUGGUGAAGGGCUGAGGACUGCUACUGGAGUCCUGGAAUUCAGAGGCACGGGGAGGGCUGUAGUUGUAUUAAAGGUCAGUACUCCAGUG
Molecule: messenger RNA, 1602 nt
Organism: Rattus rattus (black rat)
Lineage: Eukaryota; Metazoa; Chordata; Mammalia; Rodentia; Muridae
Gene: Snx21
Product: sorting nexin family member 21
Exons: 3
Coding region: 147-1238 (363 amino acids)
Biological process (GO): protein transport
Cellular component (GO): early endosome membrane
Molecular function (GO): phosphatidylinositol phosphate binding; protein binding
Source: RefSeq, a predicted model, not a curated record